Molecule: messenger RNA, 7579 nt
Organism: Pangasianodon hypophthalmus (striped catfish)
Lineage: Eukaryota; Metazoa; Chordata; Actinopteri; Siluriformes; Pangasiidae
Gene: prdm2a
Product: PR domain containing 2, with ZNF domain a
Exons: 3
Coding region: 237-4883 (1548 amino acids)
Cellular component (GO): nucleus
Source: RefSeq, a predicted model, not a curated record
GGCGAAUGAGCGCUCGCGCAUGCGCAGUUCGCUGCGUGCGCUCUGCUGCAGUGACAGUGAAUAUCAGCGUUUAGCUUUUAGCCACCGGGCCUCGUACUGCAGCACCGUUCAGGCCAAAUCCUGCCCACAUGUGACCAGAUACCAACAAAGCCGGCAAUAGGAAAUCUCAAUAAAAGCACAAAGGAGCUGGAACAGUAAAGCCAAACAGGUGGUUGACAACAGCCAGUGGGGCAGACAUGGGCGAUUCUGAGAAUGUGAAAGCAGAGGAGCAGCAGCAAUAUGUAAUUCUGCACUGCCCCACUGAUAGUCAUCAGCAUUCUCUGACUGGGGAAUCUCCCCCUCUACGUGACUCACUGAAGGAGAAAGAGAGUGAGGCAGAGGGAGGGACUGAUGACAUGAUGGAGCAGUCUGAGGAGGACCAAAACAUUUUGCCAGCACAGAGGACUGGUAGGCCAGCCAUGGAGCCAGUACCACUGCAAACCACUGAUGUAAUAAAUCAAAAUAUACCCUGUAAGACCAGUGAGACAGAACUCUUGGAAAUGCUCAAACAGGACAAUAAAUCAGACUCUCCCUCAUGUGAAGCAGAUGCUGACCUGGACCCUGACUAUGACCCUAAGAUUAACCCUGAUGGCAACCACCAGGGUUCAUGCAUGUUCUUCUGUCAGCACUGUCAAAGACGGUUUACUACCAAGCAAGGCCUGGAGCGGCACAUGCAUGCCUUGUCAUCCUGCCACACACAGAUAUUUAAAUGCCGCUACUGCCGAAAGUGCUUCAGUACACAGUUCUGCCGACGACGGCAUGAGAGAAGACAUAGUAACACCAAUAGAAGGACAGGUGGACUCAUAAUUAGCCCUGCUCCACAGGUUGUCGGAGAGACUCAGGGAAUGGUCUCUUCACAAGAGGAAGACCAACUUACCCUGACUUCCCAGCCAGUCAGCAACUCUCUUGUGCCUGAUUUGGAAGGAAGAGGUGACUCGGAUGAAUUUGGAGAAACUAAGUGCUCUUUUGCCUGCAAGUACUGCAAGAAAGCAUUUGGAACUCACACCAGCUUGCGAAGGCACGAGCGCAGGAUACACGAGCGACGUCUGUUACCCAGAGCAGUCCGUCAGAAAGUUGUAAACUCUCAUGAGGUUCAAGUUCAGCAUUCCAGUGGUGCGCCAGAAGCGUCUUCCAGUACACAACACAGUGAUGAGGUCAGGCAAGAAGAGGAGUAUAUGGUCGAUAUUUCCAGCAACAUCUCUGAGAACCUCAGCUUCUACAUUGAUGGGAAAAUCAUCUCCACCAGUGCUGUCACUAAUUGUGAAGUGAUGGAGCUGAAUUCCGCUGCUGCUGUGAUUGGUCUGGAUGCCUUUAUCGUCAACCAAGCUCAAAUUACACAGGCCCUUAAAAUAGAGUCUAAUGACUGCAGCAUGACCUCUGACCUCUGUGGUCAGUCCUCUGGCAGAAGGAGGACAUCUACCCCACCUUUAUUGCCACAAAUCAAAACUGAACUAGAGUCUGAAUCUAUCUUAACAACACCUUCCUCUGCCUCAGAAGGUACAUUGAUUGGCACUGUUUUCCCCCGGACAUUAGAGACCAUUGUUUUACAAAAAGAGAAAACUAUUUAUCUGUCCCCCAAGCUAAAGCAGCUCCUACAGAACCAGGACAGCAGUAAGCCAUCAUUUUCUCAAAUCAGUGAAGGCCAAAAACUCUGUCCACCUUUAUCACUAACACUUUUACCUGCAACAAGUAGCAGGUUUAAGAGAAGGACAACAUCCCCUCCUAAAUCUCCACAGCAAAGCAGUACAUCAGUGCUUAAAUCUACCAUUGUACAGGAAAUGGAUUCUUCUGCACCUAAAGUGCCAAAGAUAGACAGUCACUGCACAUCUACUGUGAUGAGCUUAUCUAAAAAACAAGAAAUGGAAACUGUAAAUCCAGCUACAAACAGUACUGAAACCACUCAGGAAGUUCUGCCAUUGGACUGCUCUGCAUCAGGGACUGGCGGCAGGUCAUGCAAUCAGCAGCCGCUAGAUCUCUCCAGUGCUGUGGGUAAGAGAGACAGUGAGGUCUUAGCUGAUUGUAUUCUGGAUCUGAGCAUGAGCAGAAAUCGUAUAGAGUCUGACUCAACUGGAUGUUUAGCCUUCCAGACAUCAGUUAGGAGGACUAAACCCAACUCAAGCAUGUUGGAGAAAGUAUUGCUAAGCCAGUAUGCUGCAGUGGAUGUUCCUACACCAGCAGAUGGAAUUCUCAAUGGUCCUUUAGCAACAGAUCUAGCAACAAUGGCUGUGUCUGAGCCAAUUCCUGCUAACCCUGAAAGUGUUAUGUUUGAGCUGCCUCCACCGUCUCCUCCUGCACUGAAUGCAACCCCUUCUCUGCCAAAUUCUGUUGCACUGCACACUGCCUCUCCAGCCCAGCCCCUUUCAGCUACUUCAGAGCCCACAGAGAUAUUCCUACCAGCGGAAACAUCCAUAACCAAUCAAGAGCUUCACCCUAUCUGCUCCACUGCUCAGUCCUCCAGUCCUGUAGUGCUCAACACUCCUGUGGAACUCGCUGUUGGAAAUUCUUUGACAGCUUUUAAUGUGUCUCUUCCCAAUUGGCUUAAUUCUGCCCCUGGAAGUGUGACCCAUGCACUCAUUCCCACAACCCCAAGUCUAAGUUUACAAGGUCCUCAGUUUCUUACAGAUGCAUCUGUGUGUGAACUAGCACAAAGGACCUUGGUGAUUGAUUCUGUCCUGUCACCUGAAGCACAUCUAAUUUCUCCCAUGUUGGUAAACCAGUCAAACAUCAGUUCCCUGAGUUUUUCUCCAAAUGUGGUUGUUAUUGAGUACACUGUUGCUCUGGAGUCGUCUAAUACCACCCCUGUUCCCCAAGCUAAUGCUGGUCACGCUCUCUUUGAUAAAACACCACCAGAUCACACUGAGGCACAAGAACCCCAGCCUUCCUCUCAACUACAGACUGCCAACAUCGAGCCAUCAGUUCCAGAACUGCCAGAGGAUGGCACUGUUGAAGCUCAAGAUCAACGACUGGACUCAUCAUCUACUGGAGAAUCAUUAGAGAAUUCAGUAGAUGCAGUACUGCCAUCAUUUGGUCCCAGUGGUUCAGAAAAAGUAGAGACAGCAGUGGAGCCUGCAGAAAAUUCAUCCACCACUGAUGAUCUCAAACUGGAAACCUCAGACUUUUCUAUACAGAACAACCCUAUGCGUGAGGAGCAAUCACCCUUGCCACCUCUAUGCAAACGCUUUAUGUGUAAUGCCUGUGAUGAGCUCUUCCAGUCCAUGAAGGGUCUGAGUCAGCAUAUUGUUGAACACUCAGACACUUGGCCGUAUAAGUGUGAAUUUUGUGUGCAGCUGUUUGAGAGUGACACUGGUUUAUUUGAGCACCGAUCCAGUUAUCAUGGCAUUGGUAAAAUCUAUGUCUGCAAAAUAUGCUCCAAAGAGUUUGCCUUUCUUUGCAACCUAGAGCAACAUCAUCGAGAUCUCCAUCCUGGUCAGGAGUGCUCACACACUGAAGUAGAAAAUGGUAAGUUAAGACCUGAAAACCAUAAUAGUCCAGUAAGAGCUGAUACUGUUACCACAACGUGUCCUACAAAACACAAACGUAGCCAGUCCUACCAAACAGCUCCAAAUCCAGAGGCUGACAAUAACUCUGAAAACACUACUGAGGAGUUAUACACUACCAUCAAGAUUAUGGCAUCUGAAAGUGUCAAACCCAAAGUUACCGAUGUGCGUCUUGGUAUUAACCAGCAUUACCCAAGUUUUAAGCCACCUCCAUUUCCAUAUCACAACCGAACACCAGUUGGACCAACCACCACCACGGCCACUAACUUCACCACUCAUAAUAUCCCACAGACUUUCAGCACUACAGUUCGCUGCACCAAGUGUGGCAGGGGCUUUGACAACAUGCCUGAACUGCACAAGCACAUAUUAGCCUGUGCUAAUGCUAGUGACAAAAAACGCUACACUCCAAAAAAGAACCCCAUUCCACUCAAGCAAUUUGCAAAAGUGCAAAAUGGAGUUCUGUUGCCCGCUAGAGGAGUCAACCUUAGACAGAAUGUUUCUCAAAAACUUGGACAACCAAAAAAGCUCCAUUGCCAUGAGUCAGAAGCUAAGACAAAGCUGAGUGCUCAUAGUAAGAGGAAAUCUAUGUGGGUACAAAGAGGCAGACCAGUAGGGCGAAAGAGCUCACAGGAGGAACUGGAGGUUUAUGUUUGUCCUCACUGUAGCAGGGAGUUCACUUACCAUGCCAGCCUGAAGAAACAUAUGGCUUUCAGCUGCCCAAUGAAACCUAUUUGCAGGAAGCCUCCAAAAAGAAAAGGUAGCAUUGCAUCAACACAGGAAAACCAUGGACGUAUCCGCACACGUGUAUCAGAUGUAAUAAUGAAACCACAAAGGUUAAAUCAAGGACAGAAAACCUUAGCCAAAACGCAGACCCAUGAAUCUGGUUCAGCCAGCAAUGUGAAUCUACCAGUCAAGGCUCAAAUUGGCAAAGGGAAAAUUACUGUGCGUAAUUUUAGGCCUAAAACAUCUGAUAUUCUCUCAAGCCCAGCAAUUCACAUAAGUAAAAAAAGUAGACUCAUUCUGAUGGAUGCCAUUCAGUCACCACUGGCAUCCAAGUCUUUAGUAGCACUAGGGAAAUCUCAGCAGCAGAGCAAUGGGGUACACAGUAUGGAGAGGAAAAUAAAGCAAAGAGAGGUUGAGUUGAAACCCUGCACAGAGGAACAUUUAUCUCUGCGAGUGAGAGGUCCCAUUACUCGCAGUCUACAGCAGGUUACAUCUAAUGUCACAUCUAAUACUAACAAAAAGACUAACUCGGCUAAUCCAGCGAAAUGCUUAGUCCAGACAGAUGAUCAGAAUGUCACUGCACAUCAGGCAGUUGAAGAAAUAAAGUCAAAAGACUUGAAGUAAAAAAAAAAAAAAGUUCAAAAAGGCAUUAAUACUGAAACUCUUGAUCUUGACCUAUGACAAGGUUAUCUGUAAAUAUUAUCCACUGAAGGUUGUUUUUUAAUAGAAAACUUUAACAUUAUAAGGAGACCCUGAAUGGGAAUGAUUGAGAAUUAGAUUUCUUAACUGUGCUCAAAACCGCAGUGUCCUUUUAACAAGGGCACUUGUUUAUAGUGAAAUAACACAACAUCUGUGGCAUACAUACAUUCAUAAAUCACCUAAAAUGGUUUUAAACCUGUUUUCACAUUCUUAGUCCUUUAAUACCAAACACUGCACAUUUUACUGUUUUCCUGUCUUAUUAACAAAAUACAUAUGACUUAAUAGUAAGUAUGGUGAGAGGAGGAAAGCAACAAAAAAAAAAAAGCAGUGCAGACGAAACUGGACUACAAUUGGGAAACACUAUUUUGUGUAUUGACACGCUUUGCAAAUUGGCUAUAUAGUAUAAUAAUAUAAUAAUAAAAUAAUUUAAAAAAGUAGAUAAAGGCAUUACAACUACUUACAUAAAACAAUUUUAUAGUACUCUAGUAGUUAGUUAUACAUUAGCAGAUCAUUUGCCAAAACAUAAGUUAACAGAGUUUAAUUGAUGAUCUUAUUUGCAUAAUGCAAACUCGUGUCACAAAGUUGGGUUGAAAUAUUCCUAUAAACACGAAUAUGUCUAUGAAUAUGUAUGCACUGAUAAUGAGGCCCUCCAGUAAUUUUUCAUAUAGACUAUUGUAGAUAUAUAAUGUUCAUCUGUCCUCUAAUGUCUCUAUUAAUCCUAAUACCCCUUAUCUAAAUAAUGCACUUAUUUUGUAUAGUUUAUCAAUAUCAGCUUUCAGACUGUUUCCAUAUGUAAAACAAUCAGUGCAGCAGCUACAGUCUGGGUUAUUACUCCUCCGCAGUCUGAAACAUCGUCAGUACUAACCUCACUGAAAACAUCAGCAGGCUUGAUAAAAUUCAGACACACUAUUUUUUUUUAUUUAUUUUCUAUAUGCACUUUAUCACAAUCGCAAUAAUUGGCUUUUAUGGAAGACAUUAGUGAAUUACUGAAUAUUAAUUAAUGUCAUAUCAAACAAGAAUACAUAUACUCCUCAUUAAGGAGACUAUAUUUGUUAAUUAUUAAAGCGCCAUAUAUCUGAUACUUAUUUUAAUACAUGUAAAUGUGGUGGUUGGUAGAUUUGAUUUGCUGCCCAUUUAAAGGCACAUUUCCGAAUGGGCAAGGGUACAUGGCAUAGUGUUAGAAAAAAAGAGACAGUGAGUAAAACUGGGUCAGCAUUGCCACUUCUGCCACAUCACUUCAGUGUCUUUUGUCACUGUAAAAGGGCAACAUCUGAGACAGGAAACGUGCAGUCUGUUCUGAGACUAUUAUGACUAUUAAGCACAUACGAGGAGCACUGUGUAGCAUUUGUUGUGUUAAUUAUAUUGAUGUCCUUAUGUGUGUAUGUUUUAAAAACAUUUGUUCUGUGAUUUGCACAAUCCAUGUUUAUAAGCCUAUAAUGUGUUGAAUAUUGGGAACAGUACCGUCAAUACCAUUUAGGGGAAAACCUAGAGAAAAGCCUUAAAGGUUUCUGGAGAGAACGUAGCUUUGCUGCUUUAAUGAUAAAUUAUAUUUUACUUCGGCACUGAAGGAUUGGUGUUAGAUUAGGAUUUGUCUAAAUAUCACUAACAGGGUUUUUUUUUUUGUUAAGUUAUAAUGGGUAAAAUGAACGGUAAUAAGGGUUCACGGGUAUAUGUUUACAUUAGGGCCCAUCACAUAAAAAUGGCCUGCUGAUUAGCUGACAAGAUGAGUUACUUUUUGUAUAUAAUAAAAGGUUAGUAAAGUCAAAGUACAUAAGCAUGGGCAUACAGUCUCAAACUUGAAUACAGCUGAUUAUAAAACAGUACUAUUAAUCAGAUUGGGGUUUGAGACUGAAUCCUUACCUUGCAAACAGAAUGACUUGAUUCACUUCAUAAAUGCUAGUUUUAAUUUAAAACACAUUUUAGCACCUUGUAAAUCAGCAUAUACCAUGAAUCUGAAAUUUCUGCUCUCAUACAACCAAACUAAAAUCAUGACACUCAUGUACUUAACCUGAUGGAGAAGCUGUGAAUAAAAAGGAUCUAUAAAUCCUAAUUUACUUGUGAUAUGUCUGUAGAAAACUAAUGUUAACAUCCAAAGCAUGUCUCUGUUUGAGCCACAGUGCUUUUGAAAUGCUGUUAUGUAUGAUGAAAUAAACUGCUCUGUGAUAAAUGCACAGGUAGACCAGUGUGUUUAUAUGGCAUGUUAACCAUUUUUCUACAUUCUAGGAACAAGACAUAAGAUUAAUCAAAUAAUUGUGAUAAUAAAAUAAAUUACAAUCUAUAGUUGUGAAAAACAUGACCACCCUGGCAACAUUAAAUGUCUGAUGGAUGCUGUGAACAAUAUUACUUUAAAAUAUUUUACCUUUAAAGGAUGUCUUUUGCCAGCAGAUGGCGUGCUGCAUUGCAAUAAUAUACAGGAAAUGAAACCACUUUCAUCCAUUUUCUGAUGAACAUCUGAACCAACAUCACAGCCCUGUAUCUGGCUUAGUAACACAUUUACAUUCAUUCAUAUGCUUUUAACCAAAGUGUCUUACAGAUGAGCCAGAAUUCAGUCAGAGGUUGAAGCUUAAAAGGAGCUCAGAGUGAUACAAAUGAUGCAAAACUAAGGUUCCACCAUCUGACAA